CUUCUUUCUUUGGGGAGGCUGAUAGGAGUUUAAAAGGUUUGUCGUGGAGAUGUCAGAAACAUCCUCAACGCCAUCAUCAGCUCUUAACUGCCACCUCUCUAUCUCUGGCGACCACUUAGACAUCUAAGCAGAGUAACGGCUGAAUUUAGGCAACCAUGCAUCAUCACGUAGGCAGGAGCCGACGGCAGACUUUAAACUCUGUUCAACAUGUGGAUGCGGCAGAGAAAUGAACUGUCCAGACAAGCCAGGGCAGCUCAUAAACUGGUUCAUCUGCUCCCUGUGUGUCCCACGGGUGUGUAAACUCUGGAGCAGUCGGCGUCCCAGGACCCGGAGGAACCUCCUGUUGGGCACCGCCUGUGCCAUCUACCUGGGCUUUCUGGUGAGCCAGGUGGGACGCGCCUCUCUACAGCGUUCACGGGCGGAGGAAAAGGGGCCACACCAAAGCCGGGACACCGCCGAGGUACCCUUCCCUGAGAUACCCUUGGAUGGGACCCUGGCCCCUCCCGAGUCCCCGGGCAAUGGGACCACGCUGCAGCCCAAUGUAGUGUACAUUACCCUACGCUCCAAACGCAGCAAGCCCGCCAAUAUCCGUGGCACAGUGAAACCCAAGCGCAGGAAGAAGUACGGAGUGGCAUCUCUGGCCCCUGGUCAGGAGGCUUUGAUAGGACCAUCUCUUCGGUUACAGGACGCUGCAAGGGCAGCUGAUGUUGAAGUGAAGAGGUAUAUCCAGGGAGGACACCUGGGCAAGGUUGGGGAGAGACCCUGGAGAUUGUUACCAGGUCUGGGAGUGCGAGGUGAGAGCUCGGAUUUGCAGCAGCCCAAGCUCAAGGAGAGCAAUAUCAGGAUCUACAGCGAGAGCGCCCCCUCGUGGCUGAGCAAAGAAGACAUCCGCAGAAUGCGCCUGUUGGCCGAUGGGGCCGUGGCGGGCCUCCAGCCAGUAUCUUCCAAGAGUCAAGCAAGCUUGCUGGUGCUGGAGGGGGGCGCCACUGGCACUGCACCUGACUGUGGCCUUAGUCCCUGUGGGCUGCUCAAGCAGCCUUUGGACAUGAGUGAGGUGUUUGCCUUCCACCUGGACAGAAUCCUGGGACUCAACAGGACCCUGCCUUCUGUGAGCAGGAAAUCAGAGUUCAUCCAAGAUGGCCGCCCAUGUCCAGUCAUUCUCUGGGACACAUCUUUAUCUGCAACAAGUAGAGAGACACACUCUUCUGUUAAGCUCACCUGGGGAGCUUAUCAGCAGUUGCUGAAACAUAAGUGCUGGCAGAAUGGUCGAGUACCCAAGCCCGAAUGGGGUUGCACUGAAAUCCAUCAUCAUGAGUGGUCCAAGAUGGCCCUCUUUGAUUUUUUGUUACAGAUUUAUAAUCGCUUAGAUACAAAUUGCUGUGGAUUCAGACCUCGGAAGGAAGAUGCCUGUGUACAGAAUGGACUGAGGCCAAAAUGUGACAAACAGGAUUCUGUGGCUCUAGCACACAUCAUUCAGCGAAAGCAAGACUCAAGGCACUUGGUCUUUAUAGACAACAAGGGUUUCUUUGACAGAAGUGAAGAUAACUUAAACUUCAAGUUGCUGGAAGGAAUCAACGAGUUUCCCGAAUCUGCAGUUUCUAUUUUGAAGAGCCAGCACUUAAGGCAGAAACUCCUUCAGUCUCUGUUUCUUGAUAAGGUUUAUUGGGAAAGUCAAGGAGGUAGGCAAGGUAUUGACAAAUUAAUUGAUGUAAUAGAACAAAGAGCCAAAAUUCUUCUCACCUACAUCAAUGCCCAUGGGGCCAAAGUAUUACCUAUGAAUGAAUAACAAGAGAAUCUUCUGGAAAGAAAGCUAGAUAUAUUUAUGUUUUUGUUUUUAAAUCACGUACACAGACCAUAAGUCCAUUUAGGAAUGAGGCAGUACAGAUGAAUGCAUAAAUAAUGAGCUUAACCAUUAGUGGUUAAGGAUAUAAUGGACCUAAGCACUACACAUAGUGUCAAAAAUGUGCAGACUGCUUAAAAUAUUUGCUUAUAUUUUUCUCUAAGAGGAUGUCACCUGAGUCCUCACACAUAGUAUAGAAUGGUUCCAGUUGUUACUCCAACUAUCUUCGUGAAGUCAUUUGUCCUGUCAUUUCCUAGGACAGUAUAAAUCAGAGGUACUGACAACUUUAAUAACUAUAUCUCAUGCAUUUUGACUGAUUUGAUCAUAUACUAAUGAGAGUGGUUCAUGACAUUGGAUUGUUGCUGAAUGUUAAGACAAACCCAAUGCAGCCUGGGGCCGCUUACAACUUCACACUGGAAAACUGAAGCCCAGUAUCUGCAACAACAGCAGAGCCUAAAAUAAUUCUAAAUAAAAAUUUCAGAUUAUUUGUGAAACUACUAGUAUAUAACCCAUCUACCAUUUCUGUUUCUGAGCAGCAAGAGCACAUUUUUCAUCGCUUUUGAUAAAUUAAUUUUGUUGACAAUAUGGUAACCAUCCAAAUGCGACAAUUUGAAUAGUAGGUAGUUUUAUUUUUUUAAC
Molecule: messenger RNA, 2479 nt
Organism: Condylura cristata (star-nosed mole)
Lineage: Eukaryota; Metazoa; Chordata; Mammalia; Eulipotyphla; Talpidae
Gene: GASK1B
Product: family with sequence similarity 198, member B
Exons: 4
Coding region: 227-1786 (519 amino acids)
Cellular component (GO): Golgi apparatus
Source: RefSeq, a predicted model, not a curated record